AUGGCACGAAGAUAUCAGGAACGGAUGUUGUCGAAGCGUUGUCUUUAUUUCAUUAAUGGGCAGGUUUUCUUUCAGUGCCGCAGGGAGACCUGGCGAGAAGAUAUGUUUCUAGAAGGCAUCCAAGUGAUCCAGAGCGUGGACACCCUCGCGGCAAAACAUGCUAUUGAUGCUAAUUCCAUCGACGCAAAUCCUCACUCUGACUACGCUGGUUCUCUAUACGAAUACAGCGGUCGGAUCCUCACCUGGCACUCCGACGUCCUAGCUGCAUUCAGCGGCAUGCUCAACAUGUAUUUGCUCCGCAUGAGGACCGACAGAAAUGAUGGCAUUGACCACUUCUUUGGUCUACCGGUCGCAGUCUUCGAUUGGGCCCUUCAAUGGAAUCCGAAUCGUGCAGUGAGGAGAAGACCUGGCAAAUGGCCUUCCUGGUCGUGGUGCGGAUGGAUAGGACGAGUAACCAUGCCUUACUUUUCGAAUUACAAGCAGCUUCUAGACUGGUGUGCCGAGCAUACUUGGAUUGAAUGGAUCGGCUAUGAAGGAUUGAAGCCAGCGACGAGGCUCCUAUCUCACAGCGCAUACAAUAGAAACACCUAUCGUUUCCCACACCACGAGUUCCCCCCGGUUGCGGAGGCAAACAUCGAAACCAGACUCGCAGCUUCCACAGAAAUACCUCCUGGCUCCGAGGCCCUGGGCAUUGAUCAUCCAGUACUCCACUUCUGUACACUGGCCAUUUGCCUCCGAGUCCGACCCAUCGAAAAGUUCAGUGACAUGCCUAGACCUCAGAGCGGAGCUUUUGAGAUACUUGAUGCCUCGGCCGCUCCCUGUGGUCACAUUCUGAUCAAUUCGACAUUAUCUUACAAUUCCGACUCAAUGGGCGAAUUUCUCCUCCUUUCUGACGCGAGAUCGAAAGAUGUCAGAUGGAAGGAAGACCCAGGGACCGUGUUUCAUGACGACGACUGGGGUGCGUAUCAAGUGAUGCUGGUCCAGCGAUUUGGAGGCAGGGCGUUGGCGGAGCGAGUGGCAAUUGGCGUCAUUCUACAAAAAGCUGUAGAGAAUGCCGUCGCGUCUGGGGUAGAAUGGAAGGAGAUCUGGUUGGUAUAG
Mytilinidion resinicola is the source of this 1098-nucleotide messenger RNA. RefSeq lists its product as uncharacterized. The record is from RefSeq and is a predicted model, not a curated record. The coding region runs from base 1 to 1098 and encodes 365 amino acids. The transcript has a single exon. Lineage: Eukaryota; Fungi; Ascomycota; Dothideomycetes; Mytilinidiales; Mytilinidiaceae.